Messenger RNA from Hevea brasiliensis (rubber tree), 2326 nucleotides. RefSeq names its product cysteine-rich receptor-like protein kinase 44. Gene Ontology annotation, molecular function: ATP binding; protein kinase activity. The record is from RefSeq and is a predicted model, not a curated record. The transcript is spliced from 7 exons. Gene Ontology annotation, biological process: protein phosphorylation. NCBI's taxonomy places the organism in Eukaryota, Viridiplantae, Streptophyta, Magnoliopsida, Malpighiales, Euphorbiaceae. The coding region runs from base 174 to 2162 and encodes 662 amino acids.
UGUGCAGGGCAAUUUAAUUUGGGCAUUUAAUGGGCUGGUUUUUCCUGUACAUGGAAAAGAUCUGAGCUCUUGAGCGCUUAAUUUGGGCAUUUGGCUAAUUGCUUUCCACCGUCUGCAAUAUCAAAAUGCGAGUUUUUUCCAGCAUCCUAUUUUAAUGAUUUGGAGAAACUACCAUGGAUAAUCGAUCAGUCAGCCAUAUAAAUAUCGCAUCUCUCCUUUUCCAUUUUCUUAUAAGCAUCUACCUCACCAAUGCCUUGCGAUGUUAUCAGACAGGAAACUUCACAACCAAUAGUACCUACGCAAAAAACCGGGGUCGUCUCCUCUCUUCUCUAGCUUCAAAUGUCACAGCAAAUGGUGGUUUCUACACCGCCACAGUAGGACAAGGCACAGAUGAAGUUUAUGGUCUGGCGCUUUGCAGAGCAGACUCUUCAUCAGAAGCUUGUUCCAAUUGUGUCAAUACAGCAAUUACAGAUUUAAUUGAAAAGUGUCCUAACCAGAAAGAAGCAAUUUUGUGGGGCUGGGAAGGUUGCAUCAUACGAUAUGCAAACUGCUGGAUUUUUGGAGUAGUGGAGAUAGACCCUCGUGAAAUUCUCUUUAAUACUAAUGACAUCAAAUCCAAUAUGGAAGAGUUUGAUCAGAUAUGGAGCAAUUUGAUGGCUCGCUUAUUAACAAAAGCUUCCAUGGGCUCUUCCAAGGUGAAAUUUGCAACUGGAGAAGCAGAUUUAAUACCCUUUCAGAAAAUAUACGCGUUGAUGCAGUGCACUCCUGAUAUUUCCCAAAGUAAUUGCAACUAUUGCCUAGAACAGGCAGUGGGACAAUAUUGUUGCUAUGGGAAGCAAGGAGGUUCGUUUAAAACACCUAGCUGUAUUUUCCGAUGGGAAUUGUAUCCAUUCUACAAUAAUUUUAGUGCUGAUGCUCCGACUCCAACACCUCCAGUCAGUAUUUCUCCCCCCUCAAACAAUAAUACAAUAAGCAAAGAGAAUGGAAUUACAUCUGCUCGAACUGUUGUAAUCAUCACUGUUCCUACAAUUAUCUUCGCAGCACUUGUUGCCCUCACUUGCAGCCUUUUCUAUUACAGGAAGCCUAAGCAAGAAACCAAAGAUUUGGAUGAAAAUAGUAGCACAGAAUGCCCGAAAUUCAAUUUUGAGACUAUCAGACUUGCAACAAAUGACUUCUCUGAUCAUAAUAAGCUUGGAGAAGGUGGAUUUGGUACUGUUUACAAGGGUGUUCUUUCGAAUGGAGGUGUUCUUUCGAAUGGACGAGUCGUAGCUAUAAAGAGACUAACAAGAAACUCUAAGCAAGGAGGAGUUGAUUUUAAGAACGAGGUCAUGCUAGUGGCCAGACUUCAACAUAGGAAUUUGGUUAGACUCUUGGGUUUCUGUUCUGAAAAAAAUGAAAGGCUUCUCAUAUAUGAAUAUGUUCCAAAUUCAAGUCUCGACCAUUUCAUAUACGAUCGAGAUAAGCGUUUACUAAUGGAUUGGAACAUGCGCUACAAAAUCAUAGUGGGCAUGGCUCGAGGAAUUCUUUAUCUUCAUGAAGAUUCUCAACUUCGCAUUAUUCAUCGUGAUCUCAAAGUUAGUAAUAUCCUACUAGAUGAAAAAAUGAAUCCUAAAAUUUCAGACUUCGGAACAGCAAGGUUGUUUCCCAUAGAUCAAUCUGAGGAUGCUACAAGUAAAAUUGUGGGAACCUUUGGCUACAUGGCUCCAGAGUAUGUAUUUAACGGAAUCGUCUCAGUGAAGUCAGAUGUUUUUAGCUUUGGUGUAUUGAUUUUGGAAAUUAUCACUGGCCAAAAGAGUAAUAAAUUCUGUAUUGGGGAAGAAGGAGGAGGGGACCUUAUAACCUAUGCAUGGGAUAAUUGGAUUGAAGGGACUGCUUCAAAUAUCAUAGAUCCUAUUCUGAUAGGAGCUGCUUCGACGCAUGAUAUAGUGAGAUGUAUCCAAAUAGGAUUGCUGUGCUUGCAAGAUGAUGCAGCAAAAAGGCCAACUAUGGCUUCGGUUGUUCUCAUGCUUGAUAGCUGCACUGUUGCUGUCCCUGCAUUGUCAAAACCUGCAUAUCGUAGGUAUGGCCACCAUACAACAAUUAUGUCUGGUACUCAAUCCAAAAGCUGCUCUUCCCAACUCUCAGUUAAUCAGUGUUCAAUUUCAGAGGUAGGACCACGUUAAAAAUAUUGGAGCAUGGAAGUAACUUUAAUUUUUUUUAUAUUUUUCCCCUUUCUAUUUGUUUUAAGACCAAGUCUAUUAGGGGUAAUAUAAUGUAAUAGAUCUUGUGAUUCCAUUCCCAUAUUUAGUUGUAAAAUAAAAUGUAAUGAUGAUAUUUUCUAUUUUAA